UCUACAUAUACUUGUCAGACCAUGAAAUGUACGUUGAGCUGAACUCAAUAAUCACUUACAAGUUACCAGCGAGUCGAUUGCCCAGGACUCACCGUCAAUCUAACAUCAUGCAGCUUGCAAGCCCUGACCUGGACGGGUUAUUUCCCUUUGUGACCUUCUUCCUAUCCCUAAUUCAACUGCUGGGCUCUAAUUGGAAAGCCCUUCUACUCUCUUCGUUUCUUAUCUGGUCUGUGACAGUCUUUACACGCCGCGCAAAACAGUCGAAAGAUUCUUCUUCGCUGCUGGUCGAGGGUUCUCCCUCUCCUCGAGUGCCCUUAAAUGUCAUCUUCGCAAACUCAAAAGAAAGAUCUGAUGGUGAAAGGUGCUCAAAAGCAGGAUCAUCGUGUGAAGCCACCCUACGAUGCCUUCCUUGUUUUGGACGUUGAGGCUACUUGUGAAAAGGGCACCGGCUUUGAGUGGCCUAAUGAAAUCAUAGAGUGGCCUGUUUGUCUCAUGCGCUGGAAGGAUAAAUCGGACCAAGGAAGAGCUUGCCAGCUGGAAAUUGUUGAUGAGUUUAGGAGCUUCGUCAAGCCCACAUGGAGACCUCAGCUAUCGCAAUUUUGCACAGAACUUACAGGAAUCACGCAAGUCCAAGUCAACACAGCGCCAACCUUCCAGAAUGUUCUGAAGAUGUUUGCACGUUUUCUGGCCAAUCACGGAUUAAUCGAUCCAAAGAGCGGGAGACCUGUACAACGCUUCUGUUGGUGCAGUGACGGACCUUUUGAUAUAAGGGAUUUCGUCGUGAAGCAAUGUUUUAUAUCGAAGAUGCCUAUGCCAUUGUGGCUCAAAGGGGAUAUUCUCGACGUCAGGAAAGUUGUCUCGGUUUGGGCAGUUGCGUCUAGCAACCCGGACACCACAAUCAAGCCUUCCGCACGUUCUCACAUUCGAUCAUUGAACAUACCACAGCAGUUGCAAGUCCUCGGGUUGCCAGCGUUUCAAGGCCGUUUGCACAGCGGUAUUGACGACACACGGAACAUCGCACGUGUGAUGACUGAGCUUGCUAGUCGUGGAGUCCGUUUGGAACCCAAGACAUCCAUCAAUCCGAAUCGUCGCUGGAAUUGGAUGGGAAAGUCGGGGGUGGUUCUCGAGCACACUCUAAUGUCCCAAUGAUAAAAUGUGAUUGCUGCAGGAAUGUUUGUCGCCAAUUAUUGAUUUCUAGCACAAGGAGAGUAGUGGUGUAAAGUCUGAAACACAUCUAUUUCUAAAUAAAUAUUAAAAGCGUUCAUUCACCUGCGAGCGAACUAAUAGUGCUAUUUCUGUUUGACCAAGCCGUCUGCGCCAGUAAGUACCACUCGCGGUCACAGCUAGAAAAAAAAGAACCCUGAUACGCUGGCUAACUUGGUUCCCGAAAAUACGUGAUUGUGAGAUUUCCCGGAGGCACAGAAUGAGCAGUGUGUUAGAUACACAAGGAUGAGAAACAGGGUGUGGGUGGUCUGGCGCCCGACACAUCCCACGCCCAAUGUGAGUUGGAAAAUUUA
Messenger RNA from Suillus fuscotomentosus, 1517 nucleotides. Its product is annotated as ribonuclease H-like domain-containing protein. Gene Ontology annotation, molecular function: nucleic acid binding; 3'-5'-RNA exonuclease activity. Lineage: Eukaryota; Fungi; Basidiomycota; Agaricomycetes; Boletales; Suillaceae. The coding region runs from base 319 to 1149 and encodes 276 amino acids. Gene Ontology annotation, biological process: exonucleolytic trimming to generate mature 3'-end of 5.8S rRNA from tricistronic rRNA transcript (SSU-rRNA, 5.8S rRNA, LSU-rRNA). The record is from RefSeq and is a predicted model, not a curated record. The transcript is spliced from 7 exons.